This is a messenger RNA of Suillus subalutaceus, 558 nucleotides long. RefSeq lists its product as uncharacterized. The record is from RefSeq and is a predicted model, not a curated record. Bases 1 to 558 code for a protein of 185 amino acids. NCBI's taxonomy places the organism in Eukaryota, Fungi, Basidiomycota, Agaricomycetes, Boletales, Suillaceae. The transcript is spliced from 3 exons.
AUGUCCAAUACAUAUUCAAACAACCCGGUAGCUAUUUAUCCUGACAGCGACACCUCAGAGGAACCUGCGACGACAAGUUUCAGUCUACCUUCUCCAUUGCACGAAGAGACCGAAAGCCAGCUCCCAGAACUUCCCGAUGACUGGAAACCACCAACUGAGCCCGAUGCUCGCUACCACUUCACUUCAUUCUGCCAGCUGAUGGUUGGAGAGCCCACUCUUGAAAAACUGUGGCAGGAGGUGGCACAGGAGAACGGCUGGAAGAAGCGAAACGAUCGUUUGUUCGUUCACUUCUUGGGGAUCAUGGUGGGCACUAGUGAAGUAUCUGAAACGGCGUGUAGGGAUGUCAUGGGAUUCCUCACUUUCUUCCGCAUGAUACAACUCAAUUUUGUCUACUCUUUUACGUCGCUCAUAAGCGCUUUCGGUGCACUGUUCCUGGGGUCACUGCUUCAGGGGUGGAGUGGCUUUGUCUGGACUAUGGUGCCUUUGUCAAGUGCCAUGGUGCUGGACGAUGUUUUGAUGAAGAACGUACGGAGGCUUCUAGACGGUUUAGUCGACUAA